ACAAAGUGGUUUUCGUUCUACUUUUUCAAGUAUCGUUUGUCUCUUGACUGUAUGGUGGUGAUUUAAUUAUUGAUCAACAAUAUGUCUGGAAAAGUAAAUAAGGCAUUCACAAAAGAAGAAGAGCUGCUCUUACAAGAUUUCAGCAGGAAUGUAUCCACCAAGUCCUCGGCACUUUUCUAUGGAAAUGCAUUUAUAGUUUCUGCUAUUCCAAUAUGGUUGUUCUGGCGAGUGCAUGCUCUGGAGGUGAGUUCUUCACUGGCUUGGUUUGCUCUGGUUACCACCGCCAGCACAUGGUUCCUAGCUCUGGCGUAUCGCAACACUAAGUUCCAUUUGAAACAUCGCGUAGCUGUCAGGCGUGAGGAUGCUGUGGCGCGAGAAAUGGCUCGUAAACUGGCUGAUGAUAAGAAGAUGAGCCGGAAAGAGAAGGACGAGAGAAUUCUUUGGAAGAAGAAUGAAGUGGCGGAUUACGAGGCGACUACCUACUCAAUCUUCUACAACAAUGCUCUUUUCCUCACCAUCGUGAUACUGAGUAGUUUCUACCUGUUGCGCACAUUCACACCCACUGUGUAUCCUUUACUAAAUAAAAUAUAUAUUGACAGAUAGAGAUGUAAUAGUACCUAAAUUAGAUGUAAAACUUCUUUCGUCAGAGAUUUAA
This is a messenger RNA of Diatraea saccharalis (sugarcane borer), 655 nucleotides long. Lineage: Eukaryota; Metazoa; Arthropoda; Insecta; Lepidoptera; Crambidae. The record is from the annotation of a GenBank genome assembly.